AUGAAGUUUGAUGCAACAAAAUUCUUUGGAGAUCUUGCUGGAGAAAUCCAACAAGAUAUCAUUGAAAUACUUAACCUAAAAUAUGAGGUUCCAAAAGAUGCCAAUGUAUUAUUAGAACGAAUUCCCAAAAACAUUCUUUCACAUUACCUAAGUUAUACUAUUAUUGGAAUUAUUUUUGCUAGUAUUAUGUCGUUAUUUGAACCAGCUAAUUUUGCAUGUUUAUUCUUUUUUGUAGGUACAUUAGUUUCUUAUCUUAUAAUUAAAGAAGUUGAUGGGUCUAUCUUAGAAAAAGCUAAAAUUGAGCCAAUUUAUGUUCAUAGUAUUGGUGUAGCAAUUUACCUUUUAAUUGCUAUAAUAGCUGAUAUUGUUGGAUUUUCACUUUUUGUUUUAAUAAUUGUUAGUCUCUCUAUUAUUGGUUUAGCUAGUGUACAAACAAAAGUGAAUAAAAAUGAACCAACUAGAGAAAUAAGAACAUUUUCAAAAUAA
Entamoeba dispar SAW760 is the source of this 486-nucleotide messenger RNA. RefSeq lists its product as uncharacterized. The transcript has a single exon. The coding region runs from base 1 to 486 and encodes 161 amino acids. The record is from RefSeq and is a predicted model, not a curated record. NCBI's taxonomy places the organism in Eukaryota, Evosea, Mastigamoebida, Endamoebidae.